Molecule: messenger RNA, 1624 nt
Organism: Ylistrum balloti
Lineage: Eukaryota; Metazoa; Mollusca; Bivalvia; Pectinida; Pectinidae
Product: spermatogenesis-associated protein 6-like
Exons: 12
Coding region: 38-1438 (466 amino acids)
Biological process (GO): spermatogenesis
Molecular function (GO): myosin light chain binding
Source: RefSeq, a predicted model, not a curated record
UAAUUAGAAAUCGUUUUCUACCUCCGUAAUUGCAAUCAUGCCACGAAGGGCUAUGAGAUGUCGGGUGGAUCUUAAAAUCAGAGCGGUGACUGCCCCAGGAGUAUGGUUAAGUAGUCGAGAAGAUGUCUACCUCAGUAUUUGUAUGUUUGGGGAAUAUAGAACCACCAAUCUUGUUCCUUCAAUUUUCCCCUUAUUCAUAAAGGAAGAAUUGCUCUUUGAUAAAACCUACUACACAGCAUUAGACCCUUCAUCAGUGGCUGAUUACUUGGAAGAUGAACUGGUGAUAAUAGAACUUCUACAAUUACGUGACGAUUGUGAUGGUGCUACUCGCCUAGCUUCCUAUUCUUCCAAUGCUCGUGACUUCCUGUUUCCAUAUCCAACAUUAGCACCUGCUUAUGCCUCUAACACUAGAGAAUUGCUCCUAGCUCGCACCUUGGACUUCCCUGGAAUUGCACCUAAGCUAGAGUUUAUCACUGUGACCAACAUUUCUGAGUCUCUGUCCCCUGAACUUGAUGCCUUGGAGGAUGCUUUGAUGGAUGAAAGGAAAUCAAGGAGGCGUUCCAGAUCUCGACCAAGCUCAAGAAACUCCAUGAGGACAUUCGUGGAAGUAGAUGCUGAAGAGGACCUGAAAAACUACCACAAGCCAACAGUUGCCUCUGUUUUUCGUUCUAGGUCUCCGUCUCCUGUGUUUAGGAAGAAACUAGAGCAAGUAGGAACCAGUAAACGCCCGUCAAGUUCCAGCUGUGUUGGACGACCACCCUUUGUUGUCAGACAUUUGGAGAAAAGCUUGAUUGGUCGAACUCCUGGAGCUGGAGGACCUAAACAAAAAAAAGGCAAGAAAAAGGCCAAGCGCUCGAGCAGCAGACCCCGUAGUGCCUUGUCAGACACAGAAUAUUACAGCGAUUAUGCCUCCUAUCCCAGCUUAAACAAAUACCGUUUGAAAAAGGUGCUGAGGGAAGCUGGUGAUGACCCAAUCCCUGUCUAUCAAUCACGAUUUGUCCCAAGUGAUGACGAGGAUGCUGAAGUUGCCGCCUUAACCCGUUCUGUCGAUGACCUUUACAUUCCUCCAAGGUCACGUUCCCCCAGCCCUCUCCUGUAUCGCUCUUCCUUGCGUGAGAGAUACAGUGGCCUAUCGCCUGCAGAGAGGAUUGAACGGAGGGUCCAGGAGAGUUUAAGGAGGAGUCGUGAGAUCUUGAGGAGUGUAUCUCCUGUUCCCAGGAGAUACUCUCCUUACAGAUCUCUAUCUAGGAACUCGUUGGAUGACUUAGAAAUUGACACAACCAUUGUGAAGAGUCGGAGUCCACAAGCCUACGUACACCUGGACAACGGGAAAUACUGGACAGAUAAAGCAGCUCAAUUUACAGCCAAGUCCCACCGACAAGUUUUCAAUGAUACCCUGAGCUCAUCAUAUCAGAAGAUGUAUAAGAAUGCAUAUUAAUAGCUGGAGAGGAUUUAGUGUCAGUGGUCAGCAUAUACUGCCGUUAGAGACCAGUGUCAACCAAUCUCUGUGAUAUUGUUACUGUACCUCAACAAUUUUUGGGAGCACUUUAUUUCUGUAGUAAUUUCAUGCAAAAAAUACCCAUAUACACUACAAAAAUUAUUCAAGAAUUUCAAAAACUUACAU